AAGCGCUCAAUCCAGCUUUUGGAGGUCACUUGGUGUUUACUAUAUGGUUUGGUUAGUUAGUAUAUAAACAGGAUUCGGGUCAUGAACUUCAUGAGGAGGCAUUUGACGAAAAGUGUUAGCAGAGAAACCAGCUUACCUGUAUCUUUUGACUGUCGCAGACUGCUAUCAUUGUUCAAUCAGUACGUACAAGCUCAAAACAAUGACGAUAAGGAUACUAUUUUAUAUAACACACUCCCAUACUUCUGCAAGGUUUUUUACGAUGCCCAACCCGUCGACUUCGUUGAUAAAUUCCCAGAUAUACAUAUAUUUUGUGCACGUGUCUCGCAACUGUUUGUGCGUGAAAUUAAGGCCAGAGCUGCAAACAAGUCUUCAGAGGAAGGAGGUCUUACUAUUGCCCUAUUUCUCGAGCCAGAUGAGAACGUUGGGGACUGUCUCGAAGUUACUGACUAUGAACACGCCGUAAUUACAAAUAAAGGGUCAUAUCUACUAAACUCUUUAAAUUUAAUGAGCACUGGACAUACUAGUUUAAUUGAAUGCAUGGCAGCCGCUUCAGUACCAUCUACGUUGGUCAAGUGCUUGUACAUAUUUCUCGAUCUUCCUGAGAAAUAUUCCACUCGGUGUACAUUCCAUACAAAGUUUCGAGAACUACUUCAGCGGCUCUGUUUGUAUCCCGUAGUAGCCGAGGAAUUGGCUCGUAAAGAUGCUUUAUGUCAUCUUUUCAAUGCUUUAACAGAUUGGUGCGCACCUCAUAACGCCUCUUGGAGAGUGACAGCCACUGUGGUAUUGUCUACAAUUGCUCAGAAUUCUCUGACUCCUGUUGUAACAAAGUGCAUACACGACUCGGAAUGUAUUCAUCACUGUCUCAAGAAUCUCUCUGAAAGCAAGUCAGGUUCGAAAGAUUUUGUGAAUAGUUUUGUCUCACUGCUUCAUGUUGUUCGAGAAUCAUCUACUGAUGACCAGAUUCUUUUGGAUGAUUUCCGAAGCAAUAAUGGAUACCUUGUACUUAGCGACUUCUGUCUCAAACUUGAGGAAAAUCGAUCUCCAGACUCCGAAAGCUCCUUAAAAACUCUUGUGGCUCUUGUUGGUCAUCUGGCGAUAUGUGGCCCAGUAGAACUUCGUCCUAAGGCAGGGGCUGGAGAGCAAAUCCACAAAAUUCCAGGGUUUCACAUUUAUAUGCCGAAAACCCAAGCCAGAAAAAGUGUGCGUAACAUGUAUGCAUUUGAUGUAUUACAAUCGCUGUUCAACAGAUCUUCAACAAAUCAUCUUAGUUUACUAGUUUUGAAGACAGUCCAGUCAAUUUUUCUUCAGGAUUUGGCAAAUUAUUUCAUAUUAGAACAACAAAAUAUAUUGGUUGUCUUUGCCAAAAAAAUAUUUGAAAAAUCAUAUGAAAUCCAGGAGGCCUAUUUUGAUUUACUUGAAGCACUAGUGAACAAAUUACACUAUGUAUUCAUGAAAGAAAUCAGUAGUAUCGUCGUUCAAAUGAAACUAUUUAAUUUAUCCCCUUCUCUGGUUAUUGCCUAUCGUCAUUUUAUUCAACUUCUGCGAAUCAGUCCAGUUUUUAAGGAUGUAUUUCAUGAUGUUGGAUUAAUUGAAUUGAGCAUAGAUCUAUUAAAUUACUUGAUUGAUACAUUGGAGACUUUUUGUAACCCUUCUACUACUUCUAGUGCCUCAUAUCAGUCUACCACAAUUGUUUCUUCAUCUACAACGACGGCAGGAACUAAUAAACUUGAACAUCAUUCAGUCAGUAAUAAUCACAAUAACUUAUUGACUAGUAAAUUCACAAUCCAUUCAUUAUAUCGUAGUUUAAAUCGUACUAUACUUUAUCAAUUAUCUCGUCCGAUUCUUACAAAUGCUGAUCAGUUACAAAUAAUUAAUUUAUUGAACCGAUUAAAUAAUACUUCAGUACAAUGUACUAGUAAUAAUAUAACAAAUAUUAAUCCUAUAGAAGAAUUGAAUCUAAAUAUUAAUCGUGGUUACAUUGAGAUUGAUCAACUUCGGCCUACUACUACACAUUGUCAUGAGCACAUUCCAUUGAUAUUUAAUUCAAUCAAUGAAGAUAUUGAAUUUCCAGCGUGUUUAGUUCACUUGUUAAUUCAACUUAUACACUUAAAUGAUGGACACGAUGAAAGUUUAGGCAAUGUGACAGAUUAUUCAAAUAAUUCAACAUCAGUGAUUAAUAAAUCGUCGACCCUGAGUCAAAUUUCUUCAAUUACUUCAUGUACAAAAACUGAUCAUGACAGUUCAAAUAAUAAUAGUAAUGAUAAUGAUAAUAAUCUUUCACUUGAAUCAUCUUCUGUUAAUUAUUAUCAUACGACAUUUGGAUUUGAUGAAUUAGACAAUAAUUUUGACGAUACAAUCUUAUCUUUAUCAAAUGUGACAACGGGAACAGAGAAUAAUACCGUAAUUCCAGCAUCAAAACAACAACUAUCCUCAUCAUCUACAAUAUCAGUAAAUAAACAAUUCACUAAUUUUCAUUUAGACAAUAAUGAAUUACCUAAUGACAGUACAAGUACUACUUUGAAUUAUUCAAAAUCUUCAAAUGUAAAUAGUAGACAACAGUCUGAUCAAAUAAUUGGUAAUUAUACAAAAGAAAUUGUUCUAGCUGCUUUAAAACUUUGGUCGAAAUGUUAUUUAGCUAAAAAAUCAGUACUUGCAAAACUUGUUCCAGAAGCUCCAUUAAUUAGUGGUUUAUCUGUACCUUCACUUAAUGAUUGGACUACAAUCCUUGAAGGUCCAUGUUUAAUUGCUUGGGCACAACAUGUUGAUUGUGAAGCGGCAGGAUUAGGUGGUAUUUCUUCUAACAAUUUAUGGGGUCGUAUUCCUGGUACUCCAUUUUAUGUUUUAAAUAUGAUAAAACAGGAACAUUUUCCACCUACAUCUGUUGCAACAACAACUACCGGAUCUGCUUCAACCUCAUCAGGAUUACAACACCAAAUUUCAAUGAAAUUGAGUAAAGUUUCAGGAAAUGUGUUUAAACUAGGCUCUAGUUCUUAUUCAGGUUCUCUGACCAACCAAACUAAUAUGAAUGAACAAAUAUCUAGAUCCAACAUGAAUACAAAUACAUCACUUGUCAAUAAUAAUGUACAAAUUAACUAUUUAAGUCAACCUAAUGGUACUGGUUUCCGAAUGAUUCAAGAAAAUGCUGUAGAGGCUAUACAAUUAUGGGCCCCGAACCAAUUAAAUUUCAUUCACGAACUACUUGAUCAACAAAAAACACAAUUUUAUCAAAAUUUAUCUUUUAAUCAGCGUCAUCUUGAAAGUGAAUGGGAAAAAAUUGAAAAUGAACUGACAAGAGAACGCGGUCUAUGGGGCAGAGUUACACCGGAUCCUUUAGCUAAAUGGGAACUAGACCCAACUGAAGGUCCUUUAAGAAUGAGAAAGCGUAUGAUUUUGAAUAAAUCAUUCAAUUCACGUUAUCCUUACUUACCAAGUUAUUUAACGCGUCUAUUGCUUCGUUCUCCAAAUAGUGAUAAUUAUUAUCCGUAUACAUCAACGCUAACCAAAACGCGAAAGCCUCGUAGCCGUGAUAGUAAACUUUAUUUCCUUAAUUACAAGUCAAAAAGUUUACUUCAUGAAGAUUACGGUCCUUUAACGCCAUGGUUACAGCUUAGCAAAUCUAUGAAACUGGAAGAAAUCAUUGAAAUUUUAGAGGAGGCAGACAAUAAUGCAACAAGCCAAACAUCACAGCUUAGUGAAUCAUGUUUUGAUGGCCCCGUUUCAACUGAUAUUGAACAACAACAAAAACAUACAGAUGAUGACGAUAGUUUGAACUGUUGUACAACAGUAACACCAGAUUCUGAAUUUACUGAACUAAGUCAGUCGUUGGAUCCAGAGAGUUUAGAAUUAUCAUUACAAAAAACAGCUUCAUUAAUUCGUUCAACACGAAAUUCUGUAUGCGUUGAUCCACAUCUGCGUAGAAAUGAUGAUCUUGACGAAUUAGUGACUAUUUCAACGCAAUCAUUUGUUGAAGAACCGGAUGAAUUCAAUUCAUAUUGUGAUAUUGUUGAUGACGUCGAUUCAUCAUCAUCAUCGUCAUCAUCUAAACAACAAUUAGAUCAAUCUGACGAUAUUCGUUGUUCACCAAAUCUAAAUACCAAACAUCAGCAGCAGUCACAUUUAAUAAAAGAUACUUCAAAUAUCAAUAUACAUAAUAAUACCACUACUAGCAGUAAUGCUACUAAUACUACUAAUACUUAUCAAAAUGUUAUAAAGGAUAUACCAAAUCCUAUGAAUAAUUUUAUUGGUACUAAUGAAGAUAAAUUAGCUGGUCAUGAAGCUAUCUUACGUUUAUUAGAACCUGGUGAAAGAUUACAUGUUAUGUAUCGUUGUGCACGUAUAUUAGGUUUAGAUAUAUAUGAAGGUUUAUUAUUAUUUGGUAAAGCUCAUUUCUAUGUUAUUGAUGGUUAUACGUUGAUAAAUACACGUGAAAUAGUUGCGAUCGAUUCAUUACCAUCAAAUAUUAUUCAUGAGCCAAUUGUACCAUGUGCUUUAGUUGGUACAAUGGCAACAAAAAAAAGCAAUAAUAAUACUUUGACUCGAUCAUCUUUUACACGUGUAAAUAUGAGUUCAACAGAUUUAUGGAGUUCCGGAGCUGUUAGUCAAAUAGCUGGAAAACACUCUCAAAGUUUUUUCAGCAGUUUACUUGGUGUAAAAUCAGUAGUCCAACGAUGGGAACACGGAGAAUUGAGUAAUUUCGAAUACUUAAUGUAUUUAAAUACACAAGCUGGUCGCUCAUAUAAUGAUCUCAUCCAGUAUCCUGUAUUUCCAUGGGUACUUGCUGAUUAUGAAUCUGAGGAAUUAGAUCUGUCAAGACCAGAGACAUUUCGUGAUUUAUCGAAGCCGAUGGGUGCACAAACACCUGAUCGUCUAGCUCAAUUCCAACGUCGUUUUAAAGAAUGGGAUGAUCCUACUGGAGAAACACCACCAUAUCAUUAUGGUACACACUAUUCAUCUGCUAUGAUUGUAGCAUCUUAUCUCUUUCGAAUGGAGCCUUUUGCACAACACUUUCUCAAGCUUCAGGGUGGUCAUUUCGAUUUACCCGAUAGAAUGUUUCAUAGCGUUCGAGAUACUUGGAUUAGUGCAAGCCGACAUAAUAUGGCAGAUGUACGUGAAUUAAUACCUGAAUUUUUCUAUCUACCUGAUUUUCUUAUCAAUUCAAAUCAUUUUGAAAUGGGCAUUAAACAGAAUGGUGUUGAAGUGAAUAAUGUAGUAUUACCACCAUGGGCUAAGUCUGAUCCACGUGAAUUUAUACGUGUUCAUCGUGAGGCUUUAGAGAGUGAAUAUGUAUCAGCACAUUUACAUGAAUGGAUUGAUUUAAUUUUUGGUUAUAAACAACAAGGUGAACAUGCAAUACAAGCAGCUAAUGUUUUUCAUUAUUUAUUCUACGAAGGUAAUGUCGAUAUCUAUUCUAUAGAUGAUCCAUUGAAACGUUCUGCUGUAAUUGGUUUUAUUAAUAAUUUUGGUCAAAUACCAAAACAAUUAUUUAAAAAACCACAUCCAUGUCGACGUGUGAUUAUUCCACGUCCAUCUACACGUUUUUUUAGUUCAGCGAUAGGAUUUAAUUCUGGUAGUCAAUUAGCAUGUGAAUUAUUCUAUCGAAAUCUUGAUAUUUUAAGACCUAGUCUUCAACCUAUUAAAGAAUUAAAACAUGCAGUUGGUCAAAUUGUACAGUUAGAUCCACAAUUUAUACCGAGCGGUACAAAUAUGAAUAUGAUGAAUACAGGAGCUACAGUGAAUCGUCCUUUACUUAGCUUAAACAUAAAUUCAGAUAAUCUGAAUUUUGAUAAUGUUAAUUUAACUGGGAAUGGCAAUUUAGGAAUAAGUUCCGGAGGUGGUUAUCAAACAUCGACUACAACUUUAAUUGGUGGACCAGUUGUUGCAGUUGAACAAAAUAAAUGUCUUUUACCACCAAAUUAUACACAUUAUCUUGCAUGGGGUUUUACAGAUGGGAGUUUACGCUUAGGCUCUUUAUUCGAUGCCAAUGAACGUGCACGAUGUAUAUUUGAGAUGGUUGAUCAAAAUGAAAUAUUAUGUUGUGCAUCACCAAACAGGCAUACGAUUAUUACAGCUGGAUUAAGUACUGUAGUGCGUGUGUGGUUUCUUAAUUCUCAUGAGGUUGGCAAUAAUAUGGCAAGUUCAAAUAAUCCUUCCAGUGUUGGAAUGGUAUCAGGUUUAUCAUCAUCAGUCUACGGAUGUCAGUCUUUUGGAGAUUCGCGUCUUAAACUUCGUGCAACACUUUAUGGACAUACCGAUGCUAUAACUUGUUUAACUGCAUCUGAUUCAUUCAAUCUUAUUGUUAGUGGAAGUCGUGAUAGAAGUUGUAUAUUAUGGGAUUUAAGUCGUUUAUGCUUUUUAAGACAAUUACCUAAUCAUAUUGCACCGAUUGCAGCUGUUUGUAUCAAUGAAGCUACAGGUGAUAUUGUAAGUUGUGCUGGUACACAAUUAUAUUUGUGGAAUUGUAAUGGUGAACCAAUUGCUUCAAUUGAUACACCAGUUGGCCGUAAUAAACAAAUUCUUUGUGUUUGUAUGAGUACACUUUAUGAUUGGGAUGCUGAGAAUGUUAUUUUAACCGGUAGUUCAGAUGGUGUAGUACGAAUGUGGUGCUUGAAACACGUCUACUCUACAGAUAAUGAUAGCGAUGCAAUUGACAAAAACACCUUGAAUGCUAAUCGAAUUGAUAAUAGUGGUAAUCAACAGGAGAUUUCCCCUUUUAAUCCAUCAGAUGAAAACACUGUAGAUGAACCUCGAACCAAAGAUUUAUCGACUUUAUCAUUAGAUUCAUCUGACAGUAUUGAUUCUCCUUGUUUGUCUACCGAUUUAACAUCGAAGAGAAUAAUUCGGAAAGAUUCCAAUGUUAAGAAGUGGUCUCGAGUUCUAGUAUUUCGCAGUAAACUUACCAUGCAUACAGCUUAUGAACGUUCCGAUAAUAAGUCUCCAGCUGAUAUUACAGCCUUAGCAAUAUCUCGAGAUCAUCGUUCCGUCCUAGUUGGUGAUGCUAUCGGUCGAGUAUUUGUUUGGUCUGUACCAUCAGAUAAUUCUCGUGGCGGUAUGACUGAUCAAUGGGUUAAGGAUGAAGGAGCUACAAAUUGUGCAGCUGAUGGUUGUGGGGCGCGAUUCUCGUUAACUGAAAGAAAACAUCAUUGUCGAAAUUGUGGUAAAGUAUUUUGUUCAAAAUGUAGUCGAUUUGAGAGUGAAAUAUAUCGACUAAGGUUGUUUAAACCAGUUCGAGUUUGUCAGUCAUGUCAUAAUGUAUUAAAAUUAAUUCAAGCACCACAAAAUCGUGAAAAAUAUGAAGAAGUGGUUUCUCAGAUAGAUGACAAAGAAGUUGUUCUUCUCUCGAAGUUUUCAGCUGUUCUGAAUGAAAAGAAAAGAAAGUUAGAAAGCUAUAAGUGUCCAACUUAUGCUUUAAGUGAAGUUGACAAAUCAUCAGAUAAAUCGUCAUUACAAGAAGAUUUGGAUGAUUUAAUACCUUUCAAGAACCGCAGAAAAUCAAAACCUGUCAUUGGUCGUCGUAACUGA
Molecule: messenger RNA, 7518 nt
Organism: Schistosoma margrebowiei
Lineage: Eukaryota; Metazoa; Platyhelminthes; Trematoda; Strigeidida; Schistosomatidae
Source: the annotation of a GenBank genome assembly